Molecule: messenger RNA, 2347 nt
Organism: Papilio polytes (common Mormon)
Lineage: Eukaryota; Metazoa; Arthropoda; Insecta; Lepidoptera; Papilionidae
Product: palmitoyltransferase ZDHHC15
Exons: 9
Coding region: 67-1296 (409 amino acids)
Biological process (GO): synaptic vesicle maturation; peptidyl-L-cysteine S-palmitoylation; protein targeting to membrane
Cellular component (GO): endoplasmic reticulum; Golgi apparatus
Molecular function (GO): protein-cysteine S-palmitoyltransferase activity
Source: RefSeq, a predicted model, not a curated record
UUCAUUUUGAGGUUGUCAUUUUCGUACGAGUUGAAUAAUGGAUAUUUUCAUAAUAAAUUGGCAUUAAUGGCUUCAUCCGUUCAUAAUAACAGGUUGUCUUCCCCAAGAUCUUUUGGGUGUUGCAGGACUUGCAACAUGUGGUGUUGGAGAGCUUUUAAGUGGCUCCCUGUAAUUUUGGUGGUGUCGAUCAUAACUUGGUCUUACUAUGCCUACGUUAUCCAAUUGUGCAUUUUUACACUUGAGAGUACCGUUCAAAAAACUAUAUAUCUCCUAGUUUAUCACAUUCUUCUGAUAAUGUUUUGCUGGUCGUAUUGGCGGACGAUUUUUGCUGAUAUCAAACAGAUUCCCGAAAAAUACAAAUUACCUCCUGAAGAUUUGGAGAAAUUGCUCAGUGCUGAAUCAGAAGAUGCUCAAAGGACAUUCUUGGAUAAUUUUGCCAAAGAUCUACCUAUAGUUACUCGAACAAUGUCUGGGUCGGUGCGUUACUGCAACCGUUGUGUGCUGGUGAAGCCGGACCGAGCGCACCAUUGCAGCAUAUGUGCCCGUUGCGUUCUCAAGAUGGAUCACCACUGCCCGUGGGUCAACAACUGUGUCUGCUUCCACAAUUACAAGUUCUUCAUGCUCUUCCUCGGUUAUGCUCUCAUCUACUGUCUAUUCAUCAUGUUAACGUGCCUGCCUUACUUCAUUAAGUUCUGGAAGAUGUAUCAGAAAUACAAGCAUGCCCACUGCGAUCGUUUGAUUGAGAAUGGCACAUAUACUAAACCUUGCAUGGACAUGAUUACCGGCGACUUCGGUACAUCGGCUAGCUCUGGUCGUUACCAUGUGGUGUUUGCGUUCUUCGUGGCCCUCAUGUUUGCGACCACGCUUGGCUCGCUCUUCGGAUAUCAUUGCUACCUAGUAGCACAUAAUAGGACUACGUUGGAAGCGUUCCGAGCCCCCAUGUUCCGAGGGGGUACUGACAAGAACGGCUUCUCUAUUGGUGCUUUCAACAAUUUCAAAGAGGUAUUCGGGAAUAGCCCGAAUCUUUGGAUGUUGCCUGUCUUCACAAGCAACGGCGACGGGUGCGAAUUCCCCGUGCGCCGCGAACACCAGCUGCAGACGUUCGCGCCGCAAGACGCCCAUGGCUACGAGUCAAUGGGCACAACUCGCUCCAGCUAUGGAGACGGGAUCGUAUAUCCCCUGCCUCGGCCUGACGAAGACACGGAGUCGCUCCUGAGCUCAGAGCGUUGGGAGCGCUGGGGAGAGCGCGCGCGGCCCUUCGACGAACGCGAGAGUUCAUCAUACGACGAACUGUGAGCGCUGCCAACAUCGGCAACGAAGGUUACGAAUUAUCGAAAACACUAACAUCAUGUCUUUUUAGCUUUUUAUAUGCUUCUUUCGUCAUAAUUGACUAAUUACAUGGAAUGGAUUGGAUUAUGUCAGGUGUACAUAUUUCAUCUACUUUUAGAAUGUUCUAGAUCAGUCAUUGAUGUUGAUGUAAUUUAGAUUUAAGUGACUAAAUUAAAGCUAGCUAAGCUUAUUUACGGUAUUUCUAUGACCUGAUAUCUAUCAUCUUAAAUUAUAUGUUGCAAAAUUGCCAUAAGACAUUGAAUCUGUGUUUUCAGAUAUAAUUGCCCUUCUAAACAUAGUUUUAUAUCUAAAGUACAAGAUAAUGAAGUAGGUACAAGUCUUUUCAAAUAUCUCUUUACGCCCUCUAUGCCUAAAAUUGUGUUCUUUAAAGCGACAAGUGCGAUUUUCUGAGACAGAUAUAUAUCUAUGACAACUACUGUAAUACAUAAGGCUUCACAUUCAUCUUUUCGUGGAAAAUCGUAUUAAAAAUAUGUAUUUAAAAAAUUUUUAUGGAACAUUAUUUUUCCCGAAAUUUAAUUGUAUUCAUAUAAGAAUUUUUCCAUGAAUAGAAGUAAAUUUUAUGUGUCUAGAAGAAAGGUAUAAUUGCUUUUGCUUCUAUUUCUAAAUUUUUCUUAGUUUAGAUAUUUUCUAUAAAUUACAAAGCAAAUGUAAAACUACAAAGGUACUGCGUUUGCAAAUUUUUUUGAUACUUAAAUUUAUAAAAAAUAAAUUAGUGUAACAGUCUCUUUAAGAUGCUAUUAAUAUAAUAAAAUAUAAGUCUAAAAUAAUAACAUUAUGUAUGUAAAAAUCUUUCGUCUGCCGUGACACUUGACUCUAUCUCUUAUCCCUUUCAUUCUCUUUGAAAGAAACAGAGACACCUAUAUAUGUGAUCAAGUGUCAUCGCAGAGAAAUUUUAUUCUAAGAUUGUCUUAAAUAUUGACUCUAAAUUCCAAAUUUCUAUAUUCCAUAUUUUAUUUUAGAAACUAAUUUUAUAUAUUAUUAGUAGCGAGUAUGUAAA